AUGAAUACCGCUUCCGGUGACAGUACUGACGAUUCAAGCGGUCGAGUAAUUGCAACGCUAGUCGCUGACACUGGUGAUGUAAUCGCAACGAUUAAAGACUCAGACGUGGGUGAACAAGUAAUCGCCGCAGCGAGUACGACCUGCUGAGAUAAAUACUGACGCUGUUAUUUCCGAUAGAUAUGCGGCAGGAUAGUAAUCGCAUUCUUUAAAUGCCGUAACCUUUAUAGAAAUAAUAAUUUUUUAUUAAAGACCCGCUGGGGUCCCAUCAAAGCAUUGUAAAAGCAUUACUCUUAUCUGUUGCUGCUGCUGAUGAUGAAAAUGAUGCUGAUGAUGAUGAUGAUGAGGAGGAGGAGGAGGAGGAGGGGGAGGAGGAGGAUGAUGAUGAUGAGGAUGUGGAUGAUGUUUGUAAUUCUUGUUCCGGCGACAGGGCCGGAGGUAUUAACGUUCGCAUCCAUUCGGUAUUUAAAGAAUGCGACGCAGUUUCAUGCAAUAACGGUUAUUGCCUAAACAACUUAGACAUUCCUCUGUCUAAAACAGAAAGCGCAACUUUGAAAUGUCAGUUUACAUCAACAGUUAGGAGCACCUGAAGAAUGAUUCGCUGGUGAAGGAGAAUUCAACAAGGGACUCUCUUUCAAUAUUUACUUUUCAGCAUCGUGAAGACACCAUUCCCGGGUUUGUUAGCUUCCUGAGAUGACUGCUGAACUCAUAUGGAGGGAUGUUCUACGCUUAAGUAACUUCACUACAGCAUUCACAACAGAUAUUCAAAAUUAGCAGUGAACAACACGCAGGUGAUGCGGGCGUCCUAGAGUUCAUAAAAUGGCAACCGGUCGGAAGUCAAGUGUGAAUAAUUUCGCACUGAGCGCGGUAGAUACAAUAAUCGCGAUUUUAUGCAAGGCGAUAUCUAUAUCACCAAAACUCCCCAUGCUAAGACGACAAAAAGUGCGUCGAUGGUUGCAUGAAAACUCGCAGAGACACCUUUGUUUUGCACUAAUGUAACAAGUAUCCAGACAAACAUUCCGGCUAUAGUUCGAAAUUCACUAAUGCGUACCAAGAAAGCACUUCAGCGGAGGGGCAGUCCAUUUGGGCAGGCAGCCGCCCCAGUAAAUUUCGCAGUUCAGGAGACAGGCCAAUUUCUGGAGAAGAAUAACCUCUCAGCACAUAUUACUUCACUACUUGGUUCGUCUCCCUCAAAAACACACGACAGAAGAGAGUCUUUGUUAAAAAAAAAAACAGAAAACUUGAUUGGCAAUAAAAACAAAAAUUAGGAAGCAGCAGCAGCAGGGACUCAUUUUGUUGCCUCUGAAACCUGCUAUGAGCACGAAUGAAUACGAGACUGUUUACCUACUAGUGCUCCAGCAGGCGAGCGUCGGUCAUGUUGUCCCGUCUCGGCGGUCGAUAAACUGUCAGGACAUCGAGGCUAGGAGAGCUCGGCACUUUAAUAGACAGCCAGAUUGCCUAAGAACUGCACGAAAAGUUAUCGGUCUUGUCUGAUACAUUUACCCCAUUCUUUACAUACGUGAAUACGCCUCCUCCCUGACGCCCUUCCCUAUCCCUUAUAAACAUCUGGUAGCCAGGCAAGGCCAGCUCACGGUCAUCCACGUGUUGUGUCAACCAGGUUUCUGUUAAAGAGAUUACGUCAGGGGACAGGUCGCAGAGGUGGAUCUUUAGCUCGUCGAACUUUGAUAGCAAACUCUGCACGUUGGUGUGCAAGAAUUUCAAUUUCCGGCUGGUGGAAGAUGUGGUUACAUUUUGGUCAACGCCUUCACUUAAUAUGUUGGCUGCGCGGUCAUUCGGACCGGACCUGUCCAAAGGAAGAUUGACGGACGGCGCCGUACUUGGUUGUUGUAUAUAACUAAAUUGUUCUCCCCCUCGCUACAAAUUGUUCUCUCCCUCGUAACCAAUAGGGAUUUCAAAGGUACACACCUACUUUCCCUGAAAUAUACUGAUACUGAUACUAGGACCUCGGAGGAGGUUCUGAAAACUGGCUUGAACAUAGCGAUGUAUUCCAUUUUCUAACAGUCGACUUUGUUAGGUCCCCAUGCGCUAUCGAAUUACAAGCGUUCACCAACUUAUUUAAGCCAAACAGAAGCAUCAAAUUUACCUGCUAGACACCAAACCUAAUUCGAUCGUAGAUUUGGUGUGCACUAGUUAAUGUGCCACCACGAGUUGACUUUCCGGCGUUAUGGCCAGACGUUUUGUUGAAUCAUCCUUGAUUUCUGAUCCUGUGGCUGUCGAGGAUGACGACCUGCAUUUCCAUCAAUCAGUUUUCUUGUCAUAAAUAGUUUGGAAAUGCAAAAGUCAGUCAACCUAUAAUAAUUUUGACUCGUCUACGAGGAUGUACAGUGCCGUUCACCGUCAUGUCCCUCGGAGGCAAAUGGACUUAGAUACUUCACAAGGGCCUGGUUUCGAUGAAUACAAAAGAAUCAUAGUCAACGAUCCACAGCAGGCUUAUAGCUAGCACUCAGAAUCGCCUGUUUCGUGUAAGCUACUUUGUGCGAUAAAACCUUCAAAACUUGUAUUGAGACACAGGACACAAAAUAACCAAAGCAGUAUGUAGGAGAAAUGGCUCCUAUUUAAUAAUUCUGUUAGCGGUUAAGGAAAAUCGAAUCUCAGGUGGCAGUACAGCUGAUCAAAUAGGGUUCAAUCCGAGAACACAGGCCUUUUGUAAGUACCCCAAAGUCUGUGAGUGAGCGUGAAAAAAGAUGUUUCAGUCUGCAGAGGCUACCCUGCGGUCUCGGACUCGAUUAAAACGACUUUCUUCACCUAACCGGUUUGAGAGGACAUGCUUGUUGCAUAUUCCGGUCUUACAGUUACUCGGAUUUGGCACAAACGUGGGUCCAAACAUCAGAUCAACAAUGGAUGUAUGAAGAAUUUUCCCUUAACUAAUUUUCUUUUCCUUACAUUGUCCCAUUUGAGGCUAUGCUCCUGAAGCCCGGAAAAACCCAGGUAGGUGGUACUCCUGCAAGAAAUGGAUGAGACCGUCAGGAUACUGUCAAUACAACGUUAUUAGCGGAAUAGCCACACUCGUGGCACAGCUGCUUCUGUUGCGACCGUCUAGUCAGGCAGGCAUGCGCUACUUCACUAUGUAAGGCCUCCGGACGGUAUUCAUGAAUCCGGUCACUGUUACUUUGAAAGAGAUGCAAUAAACACAGAUACGACUAAUUUGGGUGUUGUUUGUUAAUCCUCCUGAGACCGCCUGUGUGAGAUUCAAAGCUGGAGCUCCAGGGGGGGAGCUGAAACGCUCAUUUCCGUUCUGCGAAUAAGAUGGGCUCCUGAAGGCAGCUCCCCUGAACCUCGGGGUCCCCAGGAAGUGAGCUCACAGCAUAGGCAGUGAGGUGUUUGGCUUAAAGUGCACAUUGGCCUUUUGGGACCGGCCCCGAAUUUCCGAUGCAGCAGCAACUACUGUUGGAACAUGACAGGCCGACGAUAGUAAGUAAACCCCAUAGGACCAUUUCGGUUUGCCUCGUUAUUGCUGCCAAAACGUCUUUCCACCAUUCCGCACUGCGUGGUUUUGUGAGAACUUGGGAUUUCUUCGACGUACGCAAGGCUGGAAUAUAACCACCACCACCACCACCACCACCACCAUCACCACCACCACCACCGCCAGCAUCCCAUGAAACUCCACUUACAUGUUCGCCACUUCCCUUCAUUGGGUAGACGUUUGUAUAUGGGUGCGACUCCGGAAAGGAUACUUCUAACAAUUUGUUUGCCAUAUUCAUUUCCAUGGACUACAGUGGUACAACCGAAAUUCCGCUACUUAUCCCGAAAAGUACACAUUUGAAAGUACACACGGCUCACUUACGUGCUUGCACACCAUAACUUCGCGGAAAAAACCUGGUAACUUUAUGAGGCGACAUAAUGCGGUGAGAACUCAUGAGGUCAAAGGACGUUUUAGCAGUCCGGCACAAAAACUGUCAAAAGUAAAGCCUUGGAGGCGCAGUGGACCUGCAAAUAUAGGCGACACAUUGCAAACGCAAUACUCCUACUGACAGUGCUGUUCGAACUUUAGUUUAGCACUAUCAUGCUUGGCGUUGGCUAUGUGGAAUAAUUUUGCGUAAAUUUUCCUCUGUCAAAUCCGCACAAAGUUUUGCCAUUCUUUCACUGUUUACACUUGGUAGUCCACCGUAGAGCCACCUUUACAUUCUCUUGACUUGUAAAUUAAAAGUUCAGAUCUGCAUGUCGUGUUUUACAGUUUAGUGCGCUCCCACUGUGCUUAAAAUUCAGACAGAGUUUGUUUUUUAACCCAUAGCGCUGUGAGCAGGACUCCUCGAAACUGUUAUUAACCACUUUCUUGUACUUCCACAGCCAAUUUUUUUAAUCAGAUUCAAAACAAGAUUAGGCAUUAAAAGUCGAAACUCGUGUUUACCAGAAACAGAGACACAAAAGACGUGGUUUUCUAUGAAAUGGACAUGGGAAGAAAAUUGCUGUUUUCACAAAAAAAACCAUUGCAGGUUCAUGUUGCUUAAGUGGCAAGCUUUUCUGCAUUUGAUUUACACAGAUGACCGGAUGGAUGCUUUAUGAAAGGUCAGCAUGCGACGACCCGGGAACGGAUUGGGGGUUACAUACGCUACCAGUAAGUUUUGCGACCUCACCUACAAGUGAUAUUUUAAACUUGAAAGCGUAUGGAAAAUUACCAUUCAGUACUUAAUAAAGUUCGACGCCCACUGCAUGUAAAAAUUAGAAAUUUUGCCGCAAUACUUACUAGAUCCGCAUUUACUGGUUUUCGUCAGAUUUGGAAAUAAACAAUGACAGUGGGAACUGGGCCUGAAAACGUAACCAAUAAGUAGGCUCAUAGUUACUUUGGAAGGAGUCGAAGACUACCUUUAAAAAGUCCUAAGAUUCUUGUUCUCAGUGCUAUGAUUCAUCUAAAAAGCGCGUUUGGCGACGCCGGGAAUCUUCAGCACGGAAGACGGACCGCGACACCUCCUUGGCUCAGGGCAAAAUAUUUUUCCAUUAUCCUUUUGCAUAGUCAACGUUCGUAUCACGUCCUUCGUUAUUCGCAUCAUUACUCAUCAAUGGGCCGAUGGUAGUCCGAUUGAUUGCAUCACCCUAAACAUGUGACUCACGCAGUGUGGUCUUCGAUGUUGAAUGGCGUUCAUGACCGCUCCAUAUAAGAAUUUAAUUGCGGUGCACAUUCAGUCCACUUCCGUUUAUUUAGAAGAAUAGGAGCGAGUUUUUGAGUAUCCCAUCCGCAACAUAGAUGUGUGAGUUUGUAUACAGACAAACUACAGAUUUUGGGGAGUUUCAUGAAUGCAAUAGGUACUGGAAAAUAAAUCUCAAGAAAGGAGUUCAAUUUCUUAUCGUUCAGGCUAAUUUCGGAACAUACAUCCGUAAAGUUCCUUUAUGAAGGUUUCCAGCAAUUAUUACAGUAGCUACGGACGGGUAUUGCGUGUCUUCAAUACAAUGCUCGAGGGGCUGAACCCCAGCACAUCGAGCCUUGGCUACUAUGGACCAAGUUUUAAUGAAUGACCUCAACUUCUGGUUUUGGUAGCGGAAUCGAAAAAAGUCGCCAAAGUCCCGGCUGAAAGGUAAUUCAUUCACAAUGCGGAAGGCUUGUACAAGGCUUCCGCUCGCUAACCUAGGGUUCGAAGGGAAAAGGUUUUACCUUUGCUAUACGAGCCGUAUAGGGUAACCGGUUUCGACUGGGUUAGUCGAACUAAUUCAGCACAGACAGGCAAAAAUUCAGAUUUUCGGCCUACAGCCAGGAUAGAUCGAUGCCAGUCGCUCAUAUAUGGCGUCUAAGCCACCUUUCCAUACGCUUUAUUGAUAGGACUGACUCAUGUAGCCCCGCCCCCAACAGUGACACGAGAACAGGAACCGCCUGGAAUAGAGGUGGCCCUGAGCCAACUUCCAAUGAAAAUGGGGUAA
Molecule: messenger RNA, 5868 nt
Organism: Spirometra erinaceieuropaei
Lineage: Eukaryota; Metazoa; Platyhelminthes; Cestoda; Diphyllobothriidea; Diphyllobothriidae
Source: the annotation of a GenBank genome assembly